Oryzias latipes (Japanese medaka) is the source of this 3877-nucleotide messenger RNA. Its product is annotated as nuclear factor 7, ovary. The record is from RefSeq and is a predicted model, not a curated record. Gene Ontology annotation, molecular function: zinc ion binding. NCBI's taxonomy places the organism in Eukaryota, Metazoa, Chordata, Actinopteri, Beloniformes, Adrianichthyidae.
AAAGCUGGCACUCCUCCUGGUUGCACAAUAGUCAACAUGGGUGUGGCUUUUCCAGAGAACUGAGAGUGAUAAAACAGAAAGAGGCUGCAGUCAUGGCAUCGCCUUCAUACUCUGAAGAUCUGAAUUGCCCUCUCUGUCUGAGCCUCUUCAACAGUCCUGUGGUUCUCCCGUGCGGACACUCCUUCUGCAGCCCGUGCAUCACGGAGGCGCUGGGCUCACAGCAGCAGUGCCCUCUGUGUCGCUCUGCUGUUGCAGCCGAAGAAGCAAAAUGUCUGCCUGCCAACCUGAUCCUGAAGAGCCUCGUGGAAAAGGCCCAGAGAGAAGAGCAGGCAGCAAAGGCGGCCGGGAUGUGCCCUGAGCACGAAGAAAAGUUUAAGCUCUUCUGCCUCACUGAUCUGCAACUGGCCUGCAUCAUAUGCAGAGAUGGAGAAAAACAUGAAGGACACAGGUUCAAACCCAUCAGAGAAGCUGCUCAGUCACUGAGGACCGACCUGGAGAUGUUUCUCCAAAGUGUUGCUGAGGACAUCAACGUCAUGGAACAGCUCGCCAAGGCUCAGCAGGAGAAUUUAAGGGUGACCGGAGAGAAGUCAAAGCAGCUGAUGGUCCAGAUCGGUCGGCAGUUUCAGGAGAUGCACCAGUUCUUGAGAAAGAGAGAAGAUGAGAUAAAGAACGAGCUGAAAUGCCAAGAGGCAGAUGGAGUCGAGAAAAUGAAGGAGGCGUUGACCACGAUGGAAACAGCUCUGUGCCAGAGCACAGAGCUGCAAAGCAAAGCGGCCUCAGUCCUGAAGAUCACCGACCCGGAGAAGUUCCUGAGGAAAUGGACCGAAGGAGGAAGCACGAUGACCCGAGAGAGCCUGUUCAAAUCCAGAACCAACACGCUCCAGGUGGUGAACAGGGAGUUGUGCUUGGAGCAGCAUGAAAGCCACCUGCAGCUCUUCAUGUGGAAGGAGAUGCUUCAGAUGAUCACACCCCGAGAAGAACGCCUGACUCUCAAAAGCAGCAGUCCUCAUGUUGCCGUGAGUGAUGAUGGCCGCAGUGUGUUUAGUGGAGCCACUGCACAGCAGUCACAGGCGUCAGGAUUUGGACAACCAGGAGUUUCUGCUGGAAUAUUUGCACAAAGUUCUGGGAGGAGAAGGGAAGUUGCCGGAUUUUCAUUUGGAAAUUUACAAACAAUAAAUCAUAGUCACGUAGGCAGUUUAUUUGGAAACACAUCUUCGUUUGAAAAUUUUAAUGAUGCCAAUGUUUUUGGGGUUUCCUCCAAAACAACUGGGAUAUUUGGAGACUCCUCUUCAGAAGUCCCCAAAUAUCCCACCUUCAGCACCACUGAGUUCAUGACAGGCCAGCACUACUGGGAAAUAAACGUGGGAAACAGAGAAUUCUGGGAGGUUGGAAUUGAGAACUACUAUCUUCAGUACAAAGAGCAAAAAUAUGCUGCUUGUGGUCAAAAUAUAACUCGGGAGCUUGAAUUUGAGAACAAACCUCAAAAGAUCGGCAUUUACUUAAACUUCUGCUCCAACAAGCUGAUUUUCUUUGAUGCAGACAACACGAGGAAGAUCCAUAGCAUGAGCCUGGCCGUCAUGUCUGAGCCGGUCUCUGCCUACAUCAGCAUGACACACAGGAACCCAGACUACAGUCCUCUGACCGUCUGCUGGUUCUGAGCAGGAAAACUUUUCCAGCAUUUAUACCAUAAAAGACAAACAUUUGUCUAAAAAGAGCAUUUUCUAAAUUUGGUGCAAGUUAACUUAAAAUGUUGGAGAUUGCCGUUUCCUUCAAUUCUGUCUACAAAUAUUAGCCGCUUAGGUUUUUUUGUUUUGUUUUCAAAUUAGUAGUGAAAAAAAUAGUUUUUUAAGAGAGUUUAGAAAAUGGAAAAAUUAUUUUUUGCUACAUUAGGAAGAAUGAUGCAUGUUAAUCUAUAAUGUUGGUGUGUUUGUGGCUCUCAUGUGGUUUUUUAUCAGACCUACAGCUUUCUGUUAGUUUAGCUGUCCCCGCCCUCGCUGCCCCCCCAUUACCCUCUUUUAACCCACCCUCACAUGCUGGGCGGCUGCUUCAGGCUUAUCGCUCUUCCCCUCUGCCUCUUCCUCUUGUCAGAGCUGGAUGUGACCGAUUCAUAUAUAAAAAAAAAAAAAACUUUUUUCACAACGGUGGCUUUUCUGUUGAUUUUAUCUCCGUAGCAACAGUUUGAAUAUUUGGCCGCCUGACUGUGAAAGACAGAUCAAUGGAAUUUUCAGAAGAAUCAACAAAAGUUCAUUUUGGAUUUCCGUGGUAACAGAGGUUUUCUGUCAACCACGCCCACAUUUCUAAUAUGUACACAUAAUAGGUUUUUUUCUUUUUAUUAAUUUUAAGCCAUGGAUUCACGUGUUACAUUUUCACAAUAUGCAGGUAGAAAUAUGUGAACAACAGGGGAGGCAGCUGUUUUGAGCUCAUCACGCCAACGCCGUUUACAAUCUACAACCUAUUGUUCCAACAUUUUCUCCAAGUAGCUCCUCAAUGAUGCUCAAGGAGGUGGGAGGGGAUAGAUCAAGGGCCCCUGGCAGAAUUUUACAGUUGUAGGUGGGUCUAAAGGUGUUUUGUUUUUUUAAUUCAAUAUGGUGGCCUCUCCCUGAGGUCAAGGGUCAACCAAACUUCAGUUGUGGUUUUAAACUUAAGCUGGUGGCGUGUGUGAAAUUUUGCAAGCAUUGCUCAAAGAAAACCUUCCCCAUAUUCAUGAAAAUGUGAAAAUUGUCAGAUUUGCUACAACAUAGCCACCAAGCCAUAAGCCUGGGCCAUCCCAUAAUAUUUUAAAAAACCCUUUUAGAAAUCUCUUACACAUGUAUUUAGGUUUCAUUUGUGGAUUCUAAAAUUCCGUUUUUUGAGCCCAAGAAGACUUUCAGGUCUCUUUUUUUUUCUUUACCACUUUUUUCACUAUGAUGUCAUCAUUUUUUUUUUGGGAGGGGGGGUCGUUCGCCAUACCCAAACUUCAUUCUGCACAGGCACAUUUUGCUGAGUUCCAGCACUGCUGAGGGUCAUAAUGGAGCAGCUGACUGCUGUUAGCUUGAGGAAUCAUCUUUCUAGAAAGGAGUUCCUACCUUACCAGAGUUUAGGGCCAAAAUAAAAUCCGUCCACAGACGGCGAUGAGUGUUUUUAAAAAACAAAGGUGGAAGUUUGCUAGUGAUUUAACAUUCUUCUCAUGCUUCUGUUCGCUCCCUCAUAUUUAAAUUUACCUGUCGGUGAAAAACAUCAGGAAAUACUCAUAACUUGUUUAGAAACAACAGCGUGUUCAGAGUUAUGGGCUUUCAGUCAGAGAAAUGCUGAAACGCUGGAAGAGUCGCCAUUUCAUCUGUCCUUUUAGCUAAAUUAAAUGCUGUUUUUUAAUUUUUAUUUCAUGUUUUUGCACACUCCUAUUACUGCCUUUUUAAUAAUGCAUUUAAUCACUUUUAAUCGUUUGUACCUUUGACAUUUUUUUAUGAUUGACUGGACUACAGGUUUAGAACAAACUCUUUUUUUAUCAGUGCUGUCUGUCUGUCCGUCCAUUUUGUCUAUACUUUGUUUUCUGUUUUUAGAUUUAUGGCUUCGCUUAUUUUCAUGACAACUAAGAAUAAGUAAUCAUCAUUAGGAGCACUGCUUUUUUAAUUGACAGGUGAGACUUAACAAAACUACAAUUACUUACAUUUCCCUCCCAUUUUUUUGCACUUCAUUGGACAGGAAGAUUUGAACUCCAGUCAAUACUUAUAGGACAGCGUGUUGCUGAUUGGUUGAAAUGAAUCUCAAGUGUGUUUACUUUUGUUUGUGAUCUUUUAAACGGCUCGAUAACAGUUUCAGUUUUUGAGGUAGAAGGAACAUAAUGACUCUUUCCAAUCUUGUGACAUGAUAAAAAUUAAAUAAAAUGUAUGAAAGUUAA